This is a messenger RNA of Letharia columbiana, 1248 nucleotides long. RefSeq lists its product as uncharacterized. Bases 1 to 1248 code for a protein of 415 amino acids. Lineage: Eukaryota; Fungi; Ascomycota; Lecanoromycetes; Lecanorales; Parmeliaceae. The record is from RefSeq and is a predicted model, not a curated record. The transcript is spliced from 2 exons.
AUGUCGUACCCCCGCCUCGUGCGCCAGCCCCCACAGUAUGGGGGCUUUGAGGAUACCCAGGAGGAGCUCGAUUGGUAUGGUAGCAACCCCGAGGGCAUUGAUCGAGACCGCACCCCGGAAGCAGAGUACUCGAAUUGCCACUUAAGGAAGAAGAUAGUGGCUCCAGCGAUGGCGAAUGGAGCUGGCUCACCUAUUCUGACGCGUCCAGCCACUACCAAUGGCCCCCAAGCGUCCUCGCAAGCCUACCGCAAAGUCCAUGGCUGCCGUCAGGCUGCCGUCACCAGACCACCACCUCCACAAGAACCGCCCAUGGGACCCAUAAAGCCCAUAGGAGGGCCCUCUAAUGGACCCUUACCCCCCCCUAUUCUCGCUAUACCUCCUGCUCAUCAGCCAGGUCCUCCAAUGGGCCCACCCACCCCGUCAGAACCGGUCCUUAAUCCCUACACCGUUCAAUUACAACUCGCCCGUCAGGAACUCGAACCGGAACAGGCCGACGAAAACCAUAUGCUUCGGGACCGUGACGAACUCGCCCGCAUACAAAACGAGGUCAAUGAGAUCCGUACCCGUCGCCAGUCGGCUGCCCCUACCAUACACCAGCCGGUACCCCAAGCCCCCAUGCCACCGGCCCAUCAGCCGUUCCUAUUCGCUCCACCUCCCCAGCCGUCACCUGUACCUCUCCAGGCCCCACAACCAACUUUGGCCCUGCCGCAGCAGAGAACGCCAACACCGUCUGAGACGGAAGCAGUGCCACGUCGCUCCUUCUUACAUCAAGGUAAUGACCCCAUGAUAGCUCCCCUUCUUCUUCGUUUCAAAGCGGUGGACCUGAAAUACAUCAAACAAAUCUACCAUGGGACGUUCGAUGUCAAACACCUCAACAAACUAUCCCAUAGCUUCAUUAACCGCCUCGCUGGCGGCGAUGAGGAGACCAAGGGACUUAAAGAGCUUCUUCGAUGCUUCGAGGUCUAUGGCCAAAUCAUAUGUUUCUUUGCCCAUGAAACAGUUGCCCUACCCCUUCAAGAAGCCCUAUCGGACUACCGCUGCUACAUUUCUGACCUGUCAACUACCUACACCUUCCAAUCGGUACGCCAUUUCCACGAGAUCUUCGUUUAUGGUAGGAUUCAGCUUUGUCAAGACGAUGCCCAUGCGUGGCGAACACCCGACAAUCACCUAGAAAAUCGAAUCCUGAGACAGCGACCCCCGCCGACCCAACCGAGAGCCUACCCACUAUACAAUUCACGCCUAAGUUAG